AUGUACGAAUAUUGCUUGCAUCUUAAUGAUAUCGAUGGAACAAUCGCAUUUUCAAAGCCUCUACGCUUCAACUUUAGAAACGAUCCAAAACAUGAUGUACCAAUUGUGGAAAAGCCGGAUGUGGUACAUGUUGUUUCCCCGGAUGAGACUGUUAUCCCGGAUAUGUCGUCCAGCCCUCCAGGUAAGGCAGAUUCUAUCUGA
This is a messenger RNA of Gongylonema pulchrum, 201 nucleotides long. The record is from the annotation of a GenBank genome assembly. Lineage: Eukaryota; Metazoa; Nematoda; Chromadorea; Rhabditida; Gongylonematidae.